Sturnus vulgaris (Common starling) is the source of this 1149-nucleotide messenger RNA. Lineage: Eukaryota; Metazoa; Chordata; Aves; Passeriformes; Sturnidae. The record is from RefSeq and is a predicted model, not a curated record.
UGUCUGUUCAGUGCCAGUUAAUGUUGCCAUAAUUGAAAUAGCUUCUCUCUUUUGUAGUGAAGCUGUGAGUUUUUCCCUGCCAAACGAGCUUUUUUUUCAUUGCUCCAAACGAGCACCUUUUUCUAGGAAGAGCCAGGAGCUGGUGGCUGCCUGUAUUUGUGAAUGGACAGGGUGGUGGGCGACCAGCUGGAGAAACUGUGUGACUCCCUGUACCCCAAUGGGACACUGAGUGGGGCCCCCCAGCUGCCCCCCUGGUACGUGGACCAGCGCUUCACCCUCUCAGCUCUCUGUGUCCUCGUCAUCUUCCCGCUCUCAGUUCCCAGGGAGAUCGGCUUCCAGAAGUACUCCAGCAUCCUGGGCACACUGGCUGCCUGCUACCUCACUCUGGUCAUCGUCCUGAAGUACUACCUGCAGGGAGAGAGCCUGCGUUUGACUGAGCCCCCCCAGCCCUCCAGGUCCUCCUCCUGGACCUCUAUCUUCAGUGUCAUUCCCACCAUCUGCUUUGGCUUCCAGUGCCACGAGGCAUGUGUGGCCAUCUACAGCAGCAUGCGCAACCAGAGCUUCUCCCACUGGGUCACCGUCUCUGUGCUCUCCAUGCUCAUUUGCCUGCUCAUCUACUCCCUCACUGCAGGGCUCUAUGGCUACCUGACCUUUGGCGAGGCUGCAGCGUCCGAUGUCCUGAUGUCCUACCCAGGGAAUGACCCGCUGGUCAUCGUUGCCCGCCUGCUCUUUGGUGUCUCCAUCGUCACCAUUUACCCCAUUGUGGUGCUGCUGGGCAGAUCCGUGGUGAAGGACUUGUGGGCAGCUCCAAAGCGCGGGGCCGCGGCAGUGUCUGAGGCACACGAGCGGAGGAGCAGGGUGGCCCUGACGGUCACCUGGAUGGCUGCCACCCUGGGCAUCGCCCUGUUUGUCCCCGACAUCGGCAAAGUCAUCGAACUCAUCGGCGGCAUCAGCGCCUUCUUCAUCUUCAUCUUCCCAGGGCUGUGCCUCGUGUGCAUGACUGGGACCCACAGCCUCGGGCCACGCAAAAAGGCUGCUCUCAUCGCCUGGGGCGUUCUCUCCGUUCUUGGUGGUGCCUUUGUGUGCGGGCAGAGCGCUGCCCUGGCCGUGCUGGGGCUGCUGCACUGAGGGACCACAGAGCCCCACCGU